This is a messenger RNA of Aegilops tauschii subsp. strangulata, 564 nucleotides long. RefSeq names its product BTB/POZ and MATH domain-containing protein 2-like. Gene Ontology annotation, molecular function: protein binding. The record is from RefSeq and is a predicted model, not a curated record. NCBI's taxonomy places the organism in Eukaryota, Viridiplantae, Streptophyta, Magnoliopsida, Poales, Poaceae. Gene Ontology annotation, biological process: protein ubiquitination.
AUGAAAGAGAGCAGCGCCGCCGGCAUAGAUAUCCACGGGAUGAGGCCCGAGGUAUUCAGGAAUCUGCUGCGGUUUGUGUACACCGAGGAACUACCACCCGUGACAGAAGAAGAGCAGGAUGAGGCUGCUAUGACCCAGCAUCUCCUGGAAGCCGCUGACAGGUAUGGCAUGGAGAGGCUCAAGCUGCUCUGUGAGGACAGGUUGUGCGAGCACAUCAAUGUCAGCACGGUGGUGACCACGCUGGUGCUAGCUGAGCAACAUGGCUGCCCCGGGCUCAAGGAGGCAUGCUUCCAGUUCCUCCUCGAUUCCAAUUCAACCACACUGGAGGCAGUCAUGGCAACUGAUGACUUUGACAAUAUUCUUAGUAACAGCUGUCCUAAUCUAUUGAAAGAGUUGAUGUCGAGGCUUGCUUCCUCUGCCUCUCUCCACGAUUGGCAAAUAAUUGAUCGAUUGGAGGAGGAAGACGACCUUACCCUCUGCACAACCGAAGGGGGUGAGCUCCCUGAACCGGCUCAUGGCAUCUUGCCUUUGGGAGCGAGAGCACCAAAACGCAUGCGUCUUUAA